This is a messenger RNA of Dibothriocephalus latus, 354 nucleotides long. The record is from the annotation of a GenBank genome assembly. NCBI's taxonomy places the organism in Eukaryota, Metazoa, Platyhelminthes, Cestoda, Diphyllobothriidea, Diphyllobothriidae.
AUGGCAAGAGCACACACGCCGAAGAUAACCCUCUACACCUCCACGGCCAAAUGCAUCCUGAUGGAGAAGGUGGAACCACAGGCAGACUUUGAGGUGGAGUUCUUCGCAGACGGCAGUCGUGUGCAUAUUCUUGGCGGGGAGUCUUCGGGGAAGUUGCAGCUCACCCAACUACUCACAUCUGAAGACGGUGGCAGCGGAAAAACGAGUACCAUAACCCUGGAUGCUGACUGUCCCCUUGAUAAGCUGUCGCUCAAUGUACAGGAAAUGCUCAAGUAUGCUCGUCAGGUGAGUUCCCUCCUCCAUCUUUCUCACCUAAGGACAGGAGGUUUAGAGGAAUUGAAUCCCAGCGCGUAA